This is a messenger RNA of Perognathus longimembris pacificus (Pacific pocket mouse), 1462 nucleotides long. RefSeq names its product leukotriene B4 receptor 1-like. The transcript is spliced from 3 exons. The record is from RefSeq and is a predicted model, not a curated record. Gene Ontology annotation, biological process: inflammatory response; neuropeptide signaling pathway. Gene Ontology annotation, cellular component: membrane. Bases 26 to 1462 code for a protein of 478 amino acids. NCBI's taxonomy places the organism in Eukaryota, Metazoa, Chordata, Mammalia, Rodentia, Heteromyidae. Gene Ontology annotation, molecular function: G protein-coupled peptide receptor activity; leukotriene B4 receptor activity.
GAGAGCCCCGCCGGCCCUGGCUUCCAUGGCGCCCGAGGGGAGCGCGACGACAGAGGUCUCGGACAUGGCGGCGAACACGACCUCGCCCUCUGCCGCCGCGCCCGCGGGGGACCGCGCGGUGGGGCUGCUGGCCACGGCGCUGCUGGCGACGGCGCUGGCCGUGGGGCUGCCGGGCAACGGCUUCGUGGUGUGGAGCAUCGCGCGGCGCAUGCGGCGGCCGUCGGUGACGGCGCUGCUGGUGCUGAACCUGGCGCUGGCGGACCUGGCGGUGCUGCUGACGGCGCCCUUCUUCCUGCACGCGCUGGCGCGCGGCGCGUGGCGCUUCCGCGGGGCGGGCUGCCUGGCGUGCCACUACGUGUGCGGCGUGAGCAUGUACGCCAGCGUGCUGCUCGUGGCCGCCAUGAGCCUGGACCGCUCGCUGGCCGUGGCGCGGCCCUUCGCCGCGCAGGCGCUGCGCACGCGCAAGGCCGCGCGCCCCGUGCUGGCGGCCGUGUGGCUGGCGGCGCUGCUGCUGGCGGCGCCCGCGCUGCGCUACCGCGGGGUGGCGGGGCCCCCGGGCCGCCCGGCCUGCGCGGCGCUCUACCCCGACCUGCGGCACCGCGCCUUCCACCUGCUCUUCGAGGCGCUCACGGGCUUCGCGCUGCCCUUCGCCGCCGUGCUCGCCAGCUACGCGGACGUGGGGCGCCGGCUGCGCGCGCGCCGCCUCCGCCGGGGCCGCGGCCGGCGCGCGGGCCGCCUGGUGGCGCUCAUCGUGGGCGCCUUCGCCGCCUUCUGGCUGCCCUACCACCUGGUGAACCUGGCCGAGGCCGGCCGCGCGCUGGCGGGGCUGGGCCCGGGCUCGGGGCCGGCGGGCGCGCGCCUGGCGCGGGCGCGCGGCGCGCUCAUCGCGCUCGCCUUCCUCAGCAGCAGCGUCAACCCCGUGCUCUACGCGUGCGCGGGCGGCGGCCUGCUGCGCUCGGCCGGCGUGGGCUUCGUGGCCAAGCUGCUGGAGGGCACGGGCUCCGAGCGCGGCGGCGGGGGGACCCUGCCCGCGUCCGUGCGCGCCGCGCCCGCGGGGGCCGCGCCCGCCCGCCCCCGCCUCCGCCGCCUCCGCCUCCGGGAGCCCGCCCGGGGCGUCCCCGCCGCCCUCCUGACCCGCUGCUGCGCCCCGGAAGGGCGCGGCGGGGCCGGCCUCCCCCCAGCGACGCCGGGGUUGGUGAUGGACCGCCCCGGUGGAUCGUCCCGAGGAGACCGCGCGCCUUCUCUGAAGUGGGUGGCAAGUGCCCCUCGGCCCCGCCUCACCUUCGUGCCCUCUCCAUGCUCUUGGCCCACCGCCUUCCGCCCCACCACCUGCCAGCCCGGCCUCACUGGAGACCCCGCAGCCCCCGUGACACACGCUAGUGCGGGUUGGCGGCCGCCACCCCAGGAAACAGGCAUUCUCGAGGCGGGGAAGUCCCCAGGCUCCGGCGGCUCACCCCCGUGA